UCCACCCUCGUGAGGAUAAGCAGUAGAAAAUAAAUGAAUCAAUAUCUAUAAUAUUAGUAAUUGGUAUCAUUAUUUUCAACAUCACAUAUAAAGAUUACAUAUUACAUACUACUAUUACAUACCAUCAAGGCAAAUACAUAACAUGCUGAGGUCUGACGAUCCACAAAGGCUUCCCAUUUGACGGCACCCUGCACCCUGUAACAUGAGGUUACUGGAAGCAGUUUUCAAAAAGCCUCUUAAGUGCGAAGAACACCGCCACCCUUCGCUUUGUACAACUGCAAAAGCACAGAUAGGGGGAGUAGGAGAAAAUCACUUAUACUUUUCUUCCCUUGUUUUUUUGCUGCAGCGACCUACGCUUACUUUUUUUGUUCAGACCUGUCCUCGUAGAGCUUGAAAGUUCACCAAACAGUCUCAAAAUAGGUUUUGGAGCAGGCAACAGUGCAGGAUUCAGUUAAUGCAAUUUAGCACCUACAGUAGAACAUCCCAAGAUACAGGGAAGAAAACUUAUGUUCAUUACAUUUGUAUUGAAAAUUAGAGAUGGGCUAGAUGCUCUUUAUAAACGAGAAUCCGUCACGGCAUUUGUGACCAAGUACGAACAUGAAACGUCUUCAUUAUCCGUACUCGUGAUGACAUCACGCUCAUCCACAGGCAGCAAACGCCCCUCCCUAGACAGGCUCGCUGGGGCAUAGGCAGCAUUUUUUUUUCGGCAUUCUGUUUGUGUAUCAGGACUGUAGCUACAGUGGAGUAUUUCACUUGUAUAAAGCCUGUUUUAUGCUUUCCCUCUGCACAGGGUUACUGAAAAUCCAAAGUUAAAAAAAAAACACCACAAAAAGACUGCCAGGACAGGAAAACAGGAAAUGUCCAAGGAUAACAGGACAGUCACUCUUUGUGAAAUGCUUUUUUGGGACAGGGCUCAAACAGGGCUAGCAUAGUAAUUGGCUUUAACUGAACCACAUUCACUCAACUGUGCCAUGUUGCAUUUGUAAAACAAGUUGUAAACAAAAUAUAGGAGAUGCCUUCCAAUAUUUAAUGCAUUUUACUGACUUAAAUUUAAUGAAUCCAGUCCAAUACAAUUGAGUGAUGUUGUUCCUUCAAAGAUUUGGAUAUUUUAUGACUUCAGUGAAGGUCAUACUGUAUAUUCAAAUGUAAAAUCAAACAUUGCUCUAUAAACAUAUGAGCAGAGCAGUGUCACAAGAUUAAAAACAGACAGGAUUUCCUGUGCAACUUGCAAGUGUAAACGUAACUCUCGUCUUUUUCGACUCAGAACCUGGACGUCGUCAGUGUGUAUUGUUAAAUAGUUCUUAUAUUUCAGCGGUAAAAAUACUGUAUACUGAUGCAGCCUGAUUCACACACAUACACAGUCACACACACGCACAUACAGCUGCACUACAAAAUUAAGCUAACCAAGGUAGCUUAGAAGAACUAUGGAGCCAAAUAUCCAACAUCAAAAGUGAAUCUAAUUCACUGCGGUGCAUGUCUGCACUGUGGUGUUGCGUUUUGUUCUUGCAGGUUGCAGGAGUCGAUGUGAUGCAAGACUGACUUCUUUGACGCCUGUCUGAUAUGUUUAAGACAUGCAUUAUUUGAUACUAGGUGGUUUUACUGAGUAAAUAAUUGAACAAUUUGAUGGACAACAAAGAGACACUGAAAUGAUUGUAAUGCGAGAAGGCCAGAGAGACCGUCGGUAUAUUACAACUAUUGUUGUAAUAUGUUCCGACUGUGUUUAUAGUCUUGAGUAGUACUUUCAAGCUCUUUGAUUCAAGGUUAUCAACCUAACCUUAUUAGCUCCGGUAAAUAGUUUUUAAAAAGUGUGAAAUAAAAUUCAAGAAAGUCUCCUGGGCCGAGUGGUUAGCAUGUUGGUAACACAGUCGUGAUGCAUUUGAGGGUGCAUGGAAGUUUGCCCAACCAGUCUACAUAUGUUUUGUGGACUUUUAGAGAUUGUUUCUCAUGGAAUUCUGUGGGGAGUAUGGGGUAUCGGACCAGCUAAUUCAUGCUGAUCGUUCCCUGACCGGUGUCAGAGUUUGGUGAGCAUUCCCGGCAAUAAGUCAGACCGGUUUCCAGUGAGGGUUGGAGUCCGCCAGGGCUGCCCUGUCACCCAUUCUGUUCUUUACUUUUAUGGACAGAAUAUCUAGGCGCAGCGAGGGUGUUGAGGGGUUUUGGUUUGGUGGCUGCUGAAUUGGGUCUGUGCUUUUUGCAAAUUAUGUAAUGGUAAUGGGAAUGGUUUUAUUUCAUUUGAACAUGCAUCAGAUUACAAUUGAAUGCAUCACAUAAUCAGUUCCCAGUUCCACAUGUCCAAAAGGAGUAGGAAGAAGCAAAGCUUAUUAAAUCCUACCCCUCCAUCUGGUACUUUUACAAUCAGUAACUGUUACAUUUGUUCACUUCCUGCUUUCCAUAAUACAGUUUAAGUUUUUUUGUGUGGUCCUGCUGGCUUCAUGGAACCGUGGCCUUUGUGGUGAAGAAAAGAGCUAAGCCAAAAGGCAAAGCUCUCAAUUUACCACUCAAUCUACGUUCAUACCCUUACCUUAUGGUCAUGAGCUUUUGGGUUGUGACCGAAAGGACAAGAUCGAGGGUACAAGCAGCCGAAAUAGUUUUCUCCGCAGGGUGGCUGGGCUCUGACUUAGGGAUAAGGUGAGAAGCACUGUCAUCCGGGAGCCAUGAGGGGAGCCAGAUGAGGUGGCUUGGGUGUCCCCUCUCCAUUCUUGAUGACAUAAAGACGCUUGCUCUUCUUCCGGGACGGAGAACCACAGCCUUCUUGUUUAUGUUGAUCUGGGAAUUUUCAGUGGUCCAAAACUGAACAAACAACGCAUGCAAGACCUUGGAAAUGGAGAACAGAAGACCAAAAACCACAACUAUGGGAGACAACACUCACAGAGGCAGAGAAGGUUGGCGUGAACAGAGGUGUAGAGCAACAGAGGAUGGGAGACAAUCAAAAAGCAAUGAGAAGAGACAAGAGGCAGAUGGAAGAGCAAGUGGUGGAGCAGCAGGGGAUUCAUGGAGAGACGGAGCAGUUCGAGGGGAAUGCGGGUGGAAUUGGGGAGGUAGGAGAGGGAGAGGUUGGAGAGAACAUACAUCAGGUGAGAGAAAACACGGCAUGGGUGAAAGGCAAAGUAAGAGCAGGGAUAGGGUCUCAAGCAGAGAGGGAGCACAAUCGGGUCCUCAACUGGGCUUCAGAUACUUGCAGGAGCUUUCUGAAAAAGAUCCAUCGGCGGUGGCCAUCACCCUCUCCUCGCACCCUGCCCUGCCUAAUAUGCUGCAGGAGACCGACAUGAAGCAGGACCUGGUGGAGCUCCUGUGCUUGGUGCUCAGUAAAGCCUUCAAGUCUAAAAACAACAAAGCCACACUGCAGCGCCUGGCCCAACUCUUAAAAGAUACAGGCUUCUUUCGAACCACGCUGCCCCAUUACUUGGCCGGCAUGAGGUCAGAGUUUAAACCGGCCCGCAGACAACAGUACCCGCAGCAGCUGGAAAACAUUGUGCUGAUUCUCACACAGGUCGUCACCAUCUUCCCAGGAAGCUCUGUGGAAGCGGUGAGUUUGCUCCUGACGCUGCUCCAAGCCUCCAUAGACAGGCUGAAGACAGCGGGAAUUGAAGCCUCGCCUCAGGUGCUACAGGGCGUGGAAAGGCUUGACUUCCUGGUGAAGCACAUCCAGGAAAGGUCUUGGGAAGGAACUCUCCACCCGAGCAGGGACACGUAUGGUCUCUUACCUUUUGAUUUUCCAGAUGAAGAGGACGAGCAGCCAGUUUUCAGGACCAUGUCUAUCUACCCAACUCCUGAGGAGUUCCAGCCGGACUACAGGCCCUAUCUCAGACCCAACAUCACCUCGCAGCGGUACACCAACACUCUUAUCUACCUGGACACACACUUCAGGCUCAUGAGAGAGGACUUGGUGCGGGGCCUCCGUGAAGGGAUCCAGCAGUUUCAGAUGGAAUUGGACAAUGCAGCGCUAAAGAAAAAGCAGUUUGACAACAUCCUUGUGUAUUUUGAUGUCAAACUGGGGUUGCCGAAGUGCAUGCGAACCAGUCUUGCCUACACCGCCCAGUUUGAUAUCCAGCCAUUUAAGUUUGUGCGCUGGGAGAACUCAAAGAGAUUGCUGUACGGGUCUCUGGUCUGCCUGUCCUGUGAUAAUUUCGAGACCUUCCUGUAUGCCACAGUAGCAGAUCGGGACACCAAAAAUCUUAAGAAAGGAAAGAUCCAGAUUACUUUCACUGAGGAGAGCAGAUUGAACAUGGCAAGAGUGGAGACAGAGCAGGUGUUUGUGAUGGUUGAGACCCCCGCCUUCUUUGAAGCCUACCGGUAUGUUCUUGAGGGCCUGCAACAACAAGAUGAAGCGGACAUGCCCUUUCAGAGGUAUAUCGUGGACUGUGACACAGAUGUGCAACAGCCAGCGUAUUUGCAAAGAAACGACCUUUAUGACCUGUCUUCCAUCACCAACUGCAAGCACAAGAAGUCUCUGCGACCCUUUCACAGUCUGCAGGAAGACGCCUGGCCGAAGAAGGAGGUGCUCGACUUGGAUGAGUCUCAGAUGCAAGCCUUCCAAUUGGCCCUUACCAAGGAGCUGGCCAUCAUACAAGGACCCCCCGGCACUGGAAAAACUCAUGUUGGUUUAAAGAUAGCCCACGCUCUUUUGGACAAUCAAAUACUUUGGAGAGAACAAGGGAACCAGUCCCAGAUGCUGGUGGUGUGUUACACUAACCACGCGUUGGACCAGUUCCUCGAGGGCAUCCUGAAGUUUCUUCCAAAGGGCAUCGUACGAGUCGGGGGUCGCAGCAACAGCGAGUCCCUGAAGAAAUUCAAUCUGAGAGAGCUGGCUAAUUUGCCCAUGCUCAGACAGCGUCAGCCGGCAUACUUGCGGAAAGCAUUUCAAGAUAUUUACUCAGAGCUGCGUGAGCUAGAGAUCGUGAUCAAAGACCACAACGGCAGACUAGAGUGUUGUCUGAACGGUAUCCUGCGUGAAUCCAUCCUUGAGAAUGUCAUUUCCCAAAAGCACUGGGCCAGUCUGCACAAACCCAUUGACCUUGGCAUAUGGAAUCCCAAGUCCAGUUUGAUAAUGGAGUGGUUGGGUUGGUGUGCCACCGGCAUCCUGCAGGGGGGGAUACAGGACACAGUUGGAGAUGAAUUCUUAGGUGCGGCAACAGUGGAAGUAAUGGAACCUCAGCAGGUGGACCUCAUCCAAAUCGCAGAAGAGGCCGAAAUGAUUCAGGCUGACCGCUUCAUCGACGACAACACUGACACCAAACCCACAAAAGAUGACACAAUGGAGGCCAACGCCAUCAGAAUAUUACAGGAAUCGAUGCUGGCGAUGAACCUGGAUAUGGACAAUAAAAACCCUGAGCAAUCUGAGGAAGAAUGGAUGUUUCAACGGAAACAGAUUCGGAAGAUGAAGAACAAAAUCAAGACAGAGCUGGCUAUGACAACAGCCAUGAGCGCAGAGGAGGAAGAGAACGUUCAGGAUAUUUGGGCCCUCUCUAUGCCAGACCGAUGGAGACUCUAUCGGUUGUGGCUGGCACGCUACAGAGCUGGUAUCCGUACCGCAAGUGCAGAGUAUGAGGUGCAAUACCAGCAGGCGGCAGAGAGAUACACAGAAAUCAAACGUGACGAGACCCUUUUCAUACUCCAGAUGGCCAAGGUUAUCGGCAUGACCACAACAGGGGCUUCCAAGUUCCGCCAUGUUCUUCAGAAAGUGCGCCCACGUGUGGUGAUUGUCGAAGAGGCUGCAGAGGUUCUGGAAGCUCACAUCAUCACCACACUCAGUCAAGCAUGCCAGCACCUCAUUCUCAUUGGAGACCACCAGCAGCUGCGCCCCAGUUCCACAGAAUAUGACCUGGAGAAGAACUACAAAAUGGGGGUGUCCAUGUUUGAGAGGCUGGUGGGAAUGGGACUUCCUUUUGUCCAACUCAACCAACAGCAUCGCAUGAGACCAGAGAUUGCCCGCCUGCUGACUCCACACAUUUAUGCGCAGCUGGAAAACCAUCCGUCUGUCUUGAACUAUGACAAUAUCAAGGGCCUCAAUACCAAUAUGUUCUUUGUGGAGCACAACAACCUGGAAAAAGAGUCCAAGGAGGGUAAAAGCCACCAGAACCUCCACGAGGCCAAGUUUGUAGUUGCUCUUUGUCGUUAUCUUCUCCUUCAAGAGUACAAACCAGAGCAAAUUACCAUUCUAACAACCUACACAGCCCAGCUCUACUGUCUGCACAGCCUUAUGCCUGCCAAAGAGUUCACAGGUGUCAGAGUCCAUGUGGUGGACAAGUACCAAGGAGAAGAAAAUGACAUUGUUCUGUUGUCUUUGGUGCGUAGCAACAUACAGGGGAGAGUUGGUUUCUUGAACAUUUCCAAUCGCGUUUGCGUAGCUUUGUCCCGGGCCAAGAAAGGUCUCUACUGCAUCGGCAAUGCUGAAAUGCUGGGCAAGGUGAAGCUGUGGAGCAACAUCUUACAAACCUUGAAGGAGAAAGAUCAGGUUGGGAAGGCGCUGACUCUCUGCUGUCAGAAUCACCCAGAAACCAAGGUCGUAGCGGCUUGUGCUGAGGAUUUUAGCCAAGCCCCUGAGGGAGGCUGCACCAAACCUUGUGAGUUCCGUUUGGACUGCGGUCACACGUGCGCAAGUGUCUGCCACCCUUAUGACAAAGAGCACCAGAAAUACAAGUGCGUCAAGAACUGUGAGAGAACCUUGUGUCAUUUGGGACACAAGUGCCCACUUGACUGCCAUGCAACUUGUCCAAAAAAAUGUGAAAUCAGGAUUGAAAAGAUCAUACCUAAGUGCCAGCACAAGCAGAUGGUUCCCUGUUACCAGGACCCCGGGGACUUUGUCUGCAAGACCUCUUGCCAGAAAACGCUCCUGUGUGGGCAUACAUGUGAUUCAUGGUGUGGCCUGCCCUGCACCGACAUGUGCAAGGUUGACGUUGAGCUACAACUGAAGUGUGGUCACAGCCAGCAAGGAGCUUGUUACUACAAAACCAGUGAAUAUGAUCAUCCCCCGUGUCGGAACCCAUGCGGGCAGCAACUCAAAUGCGACCAUGCCUGUCAAGGAACCUGUGGCCAGUGUUACAACGGCCGUUUCCACUCACCGUGUUUACAUCAGUGUGAGCGUCUUCUGAUUUGUUCCCACAAGUGUGCCGAACCCUGCACCUGCAGUUGUCCACCCUGUGAUAAGCCGUGUGAGAACUGCUGCGUUCACAACAAGUGCAUGAAAAAGUGUGGACAGCUCUGUGCUCCGUGCAAUGAGCCCUGCGCUUUGCAGUGCGUCCACCAAAGCUGCAGCAAGCUGUGCCAUGAGCCAUGUGAUUACCCGCCAUGUGACCAACCCUGCGCCCUCACCCUGACUUGCGGCCACCCGUGCAUCGGGUUGUGCGGGGACACAUGUCCAAAAAAAUGCCGUGUCUGCGAUAAAGACGAAGUCACUGAGAUUUUCUUUGGCAUGGAAGAUGAUCCAGAAGCUCGCUUCAUCCAACUGGAAGACUGCGGCCACAUCAUCGAACAUGUGUCCAUGGAUACAUACAUGGCAAUGGAUGAUGCAUCCCAAGCCAAUGACGGGCAGCUGGCUAUAAAGCUAAAGGAAUGUCCGAAGUGUCGGACUCCGAUCCGUAAGAAUUUACGGUAUAGAUCUCACAUCAACAAAAGUCUAGCAGCGAUAGAGAUGGUGAAGAAAAAGAUCAUUGGAGAUCGGGACAACAUGCAGAAGUGCAGUAUGGAGCUCACAUGUCUAUUGAAGAGGCUACAUUGCCAAGGCAUAAUCGAGGAAGUACAAUACAUGCAUAUGACAAGAAUUCUGAAGAGCAAGCACCUCACGGCCAACGAUAUAUGGGUGAUAGAGAACAAGCUGAACUUCAUGGAGAGGAUUAAUAAACUCUUGAUGGCAGUCUUGAAUAAUGCCACGCACACUGGUGUUGGUGAGUUUCAAAAGAAGACCGGCGGCUUCCUGCUCUGGAUCAACAACUUUCAGCAGAAAUUCACUGAGCAGCAAUUGUUUGACUUGCAAAGGGAAUUCCAGAGGCUCACACUGUGGACCGAACUCAUUGUCCUUUGCAGCAAGGCGGUGAAAAUAGGGAAACAUGACGUCAUCCAAAGCGAGAAAGAAAUAAUGGAGAAGGAGCUGGAAAAACAUGGUCAGUUCGCCGAGCAGGAUGAGCUAAGACUCAAAGUUGUCUUGGAGAAGAUGAAGCAAAAGGUGCCUGUCACAGGAUUGGGGAUCAGUGACGAGGAGAAAAAAAUGAUUGUCUCGGCAAUGAAGCUCCCGUCGGGACAUUGGUACAAAUGCCCCAACGGGCAUGUCUACGCGAUCACUGAGUGUGGGGGCGCUAUGGAGGCUCGAAAAUGCCCUGAUUGCAGUGCCACCAUCGGCGGGGGCAGCCACAGGCUGGCCACCGGCAACCAGGUGGCGUCGGAGAUGGAUGGGGCACAGCACGCUGCAUGGUCUGAGGCCAACAACCUCCUUAACUUUGAAAAUCUUCACCUGUAGCAGGCACAAUUUAUUGUCUUUGAAUGUGCGUUAUUCAUUCUAAAUGAGAAGCUUGCCAAGCUAACAUACAUUGCAACAACACAUCAAGUGAAUAGGUCACUUUUUGCUCCUACUCCUUUUGGACAUCUGGAUCUGUGAACUGAUUAUGUGAUGCAUUCAAUUGUAAUCUGAUGCAUGUUCAAGUGAAAUAAAACCAUUAUCAUUACCAAAUAAAAUGACAAAUGCCAGCCUGAAUGACAAACCUAUGGCUGAUGAUACCAUGCAACCCGUCAACAUGUACACAUUUAUUGUACUCAACAUGUAAUUUUGACUCUUGAAUACACUUGCAUGCUUCAGCUCUCCA
This is a messenger RNA of Doryrhamphus excisus (bluestripe pipefish), 8792 nucleotides long. It is a transcript of the gene znfx1, whose product is annotated as zinc finger, NFX1-type containing 1. NCBI's taxonomy places the organism in Eukaryota, Metazoa, Chordata, Actinopteri, Syngnathiformes, Syngnathidae. Gene Ontology annotation, cellular component: nuclear RNA-directed RNA polymerase complex. The record is from RefSeq and is a predicted model, not a curated record. Gene Ontology annotation, biological process: regulatory ncRNA-mediated heterochromatin formation. Gene Ontology annotation, molecular function: helicase activity.